AUUUUUAAUGUUAAGCAAUCGUAGGGUAGCUAGGUAGAAUUCAGACGCAGCAAAGUGAUGGAGCCUCCCAAGGAUCCCACCCGCGUACGUAGUUAGCACUCGGAGAGGAGACAAAACUGAUCCCGAAGAAAUAAUAAGCAUCAACGCCAGCUGCUGUCUCCUCCAUUACUCUCUCUCUCACACACUAUUACAAACAGCCUCAGCUGUCGCGGCUUCCUAUGUCUAGCGGUCUAUAGUUUAUACACACAGAGAGAUGAGGGAGAGGGAUCCACUUUCAGUGCAUGUAUAAGCGUCAAGUUAACUCUUUAAUUUGGUUAUCCUUUGAAGCUCACAAGAAAGUAGGAUCAGAGUCAAGACAACACUUCCUGAUGUCUGAUCACAAACCAGGCCGUAUGAACGACCAGCUAUCAAAGACAACCUCAAUCUUUGGCCUUAAACUCUGGGUGGUUCUUGGGUUUUGUGUUGGAGCUGCCUUUGUGCUUCUUCUCUUCCUAAUCUCUCUCUGCUGGCUCGCCUCAAAGCGCUCCAAAACCAAGACUUUACGCCGGCCCACGAUCCCACUUGUGUCCAAAGAGAUCCAGGAGAUCAGAGUCGACCAUGCCCGGUCCAAGCCAAGCAGGACUCAAAUCCAAGCCGUCCCAUUUCCUGAACCGGACCCAGUUCCCGGAAUUGAAAGGCAGGCGCUGCUGCCGCCUCCGGAGGAAGAGAGCCCGCUGGGAUACCACCACAGGAUAAACAUUGAGAUUGGGAAGGACCAUAGGAUUUCUUAUCCUGAACGGUUUUGUAGGUCUUCUUCUUCGCAGGGGAGUGGGGAGGCUCGUGGUGUGGAUCAUCCGGUGGCUAUGGUGGUCCCUGAAGUUUCGCACUUGGGGUGGGGCCAUUGGUAUACUUUGAGAGAGCUUGAGGCAUCGACGAAUGGCUUUGCCGACGAGAACGUCAUCGGCGAAGGUGGGUAUGGGAUUGUAUAUCAUGGUGUUUUGGAGGACAAAACUCAGGUUGCUGUCAAGAAUUUGCUCAAUAACAGGGGACAAGCUGAGAAGGAGUUCAAAAUUGAGGUCGAGGCAAUUGGCCGGGUUCGGCAUAAGAAUUUGGUGAGAUUGCUUGGGUACUGUGCUGAAGGAGCUCAUAGGAUGCUUGUCUAUGAGUAUGUAAACAACGGGAAUUUGGAGCAGUGGCUUCAUGGGGAUGUAGGGCCUUGCAGCCCUCUUACUUGGGAGAAUCGGAUGAAUAUCAUCCUUGGAACUGCAAAAGGGCUAGCUUACCUUCACGAGGGACUGGAACCCAAAGUUGUUCACCGCGAUAUAAAAUCAAGUAACAUUUUAGUUGACAAGCUGUGGAAUGCAAAGGUUUCAGAUUUUGGCCUUGCCAAGCUCCUCGGCUCAGAGAGUAGCUACAUUACAACCCGUGUCAUGGGAACAUUUGGCUAUGUAGCUCCUGAAUAUGCAAGCACAGGCAUGCUGAACGAAAGAAGCGAUGCGUACAGUUUUGGGAUUCUUAUAAUGGAAAUCAUUUCUGGAAGGAAUCCAGUUGAUUAUAGCCGACCACCGGAAGAGGUCAACUUAGUUGAGUGGCUUAAGAAUAUGGUCGCUAACAGGAAUCCGGAAGGAGUAUUGGAUCCAAAGCUACCUGAGAAGCCUACUUCAAGGGCAUUGAAGCGGGCUCUUCUCGUGGCUUUACGCUGUGUAGACCCUAAUGCACAGAAGCGGCCAAAAAUGGGACAAGUUAUACACAUUCUUGAAGCAGAAGACACCCCAUUCAAAGAAGAACGUAGAGUUGGAAGGGACAGAGGAGAGGCUAACAUGUCAACAGUGCAAAGGAUGUCUUGAAGGCCCCUUUGAUGUGAAUAAUUCUUGAUGCAUAUGAUCAGAACUGUAGGAAUUUCAUGAAAGUGGGGUGCAUGCCCACUGAGGCAAGAUGGCGACAUCAAGAAAAAAAUGUGAAGGUCCCUUUCCCAGUCUACAAUUAUACUAAGACUUAAUUGGCUGAUUGGGGCCCUCUA
Molecule: messenger RNA, 1999 nt
Organism: Corylus avellana
Lineage: Eukaryota; Viridiplantae; Streptophyta; Magnoliopsida; Fagales; Betulaceae
Product: putative serine/threonine-protein kinase At1g01540
Biological process (GO): protein phosphorylation
Molecular function (GO): ATP binding; protein kinase activity
Source: RefSeq, a predicted model, not a curated record